Colletotrichum godetiae is the source of this 1503-nucleotide messenger RNA. Its product is annotated as general substrate transporter. Gene Ontology annotation, cellular component: membrane. Gene Ontology annotation, molecular function: carbohydrate:proton symporter activity. The transcript is spliced from 7 exons. Lineage: Eukaryota; Fungi; Ascomycota; Sordariomycetes; Glomerellales; Glomerellaceae. Gene Ontology annotation, biological process: transmembrane transport; carbohydrate transport. Bases 1 to 1503 code for a protein of 500 amino acids. The record is from RefSeq and is a predicted model, not a curated record.
AUGUCGAAACUGGGAACAUUUCGAGCAUUUUACCUCGUAGCUUUAUGCUGCGUUGGUUCAUUCUUGUUUGCAUACGACACCGGUAUCGUUGGUGGCAUCCUCACCUUUAAGGGCUUCCAAGAGGACUUUCGUUAUGGCCCGUCCCAGAAGGCCAACGUCGGGUCAAAUUCUACAAGUUUGUUGCAGGCAGGAGCCUUCUUCUCCUGCUUCUUCAUCUGGCCUUUUACCGCGAAAUACGGUCGUAGAUGGUCAAUCAUCCUCGCCUCGAUAAUAUUCUGCGCAGGCGCAAUCGUCCAAACUAUCAACACCCACUCCCUAGCCGCCUUCUACGUCGCACGAGUCGUCAGUGGUGUCGGUGUCGGCAUGGCUACAGUCGUGAUCCCCAUGUACUCGGCAGAGAUGGCCCCCAAGAACAUCCGUGGAAUGCUCGGCAGCAUGUUUCAAUUCUUCUUCACGAUAGGUGUCAUGACGUCGUAUUUUAUCGACUACGGCGUGAGCAAACAUGUCAAGUCAUCUACUAGACAGUGGCAGAUCCCUGUUGGGUUGCAACUUGUUCCUGGAGCAACUCUCGGGUUGGGAAUGUUGCUUUGCAAAGAGAGUACACGAUGGUUGGCCAAGACUGGUAGGAGGGAGGAAGCACUGCAGUCCCUCAUUUGGGUCCGUGGCGGUCAUGCGCCUGAAGUACAAGAAGAAUUUGCCGAGAUCAUUGCCAGUAUUGAAGAAGAGAGAAAUCAAAAAGAAGGACUAACUUGGAGAGAGUUGAUCCAGCCUGUCAACCGCUACCGCAUUUUCCUCAUCAUUGCUCUGCAAAUCGGCGUGCAACUUACCGGCAAUACAUCCUUGGCUUAUUACGCCCCACAAGUCUUCGCAGCCGUUGGCGCAGGACAGAAUAACCUCCUUAUCACAGGCUUCUUCGGCCUAGUCAAGGUCGUGUCGUGUCUCUUCUAUCUUCUCUUCCUCGUCGAACGCAUCGGACGCCGCGGCUCGCUAUUGGGCGGAGCGUUCCUAAUGGGGACGUACAUGCUCAUCAUCGCCUGCCUUACCGCAACCCAUCCGCCCAAGUCCGUAGACCAGGGCUUGACCUCGACGGCCAUCGCCUCGAUGACAAUGAUCUACCUCGAAGCCAUGUCGUACAACAUCUCAUGGGGCCCAGCACCAUGGGUCUACAUGGGCGAAAUCUUCCCAUCCAGAAUCCGCGAAGCCGGAAUCGCCAUUGGAACUUCAACACAAUGGCUUUUCAACUUUGUCUUCUCUCAAGCUACGCCACACGCCGUUCAAAAUCUCGGUUGGAAGAUAUUUCUGAUGUUUUGCAUCUUCAAUUGGGUACUCGUAGUAUUUGUCUGGUUCUUCAUCAAGGAGACAAAAGGAAAAUCUCUUGAAGAGAUGGACGCAUUAUUUUCUGGAAAGUCUAUCAGCAACGACACAGAGAAUUCUGUCGAGAAGCACGCCGAAGAGAGGGAACCUAACCCAGUCCUUGGAAAUUUCAGUGAUAAGCUUCAAUGA